This is a messenger RNA of Peronospora belbahrii, 234 nucleotides long. The record is from the annotation of a GenBank genome assembly. Lineage: Eukaryota; Oomycota; Peronosporomycetes; Peronosporales; Peronosporaceae.
AUGGAGCAAUCAUGUAACACGAGCUCGUCAUUUCCCGGUGGAAAUGGUACGCGUGGGCACGAUAGUAAUAAUCUUAGUAGGAGUUUAUUGGCAAAUGGUAGUAACCGUAGUCUUGGUGCUGGUGCGGCUGCGGGCAACGAGGACAAGUUUAGCAGCAUUCAGGCCCCCUUUCUUGUCCAGAACAAACUCUCGACCGGCCGCCGGCAAAAGAUGCUAAAGGGCCUCAAGAAGUAG